This is a messenger RNA of Naegleria fowleri, 1980 nucleotides long. RefSeq lists its product as uncharacterized. Gene Ontology annotation, molecular function: antiporter activity. The record is from RefSeq and is a predicted model, not a curated record. The coding region runs from base 1 to 1980 and encodes 659 amino acids. The transcript has 4 exons. Gene Ontology annotation, cellular component: Golgi apparatus. NCBI's taxonomy places the organism in Eukaryota, Heterolobosea, Eutetramitea, Acrasida, Naegleriidae.
AUGGGAGGAAGCUCAUUCUCGCAUGAUUCUGUUCUGACGACACAAAAGAAGAUCGGAAAUGGCCGAGUAGCAUUCUAUGCAUCGACCUGGCUGGUAUUAGUGAUUGGACUUUCUUUUAUCAAUAAGGGAGUAUUUAAAUGGACGGGUUUCAAGUAUCCCGUAUUGUUAUCAACGGUACAUAUGGUGGUGAAUUGGAUAUUGUCCGUGUUGGUAUGGAAGAGAAUUGGUAAUCAUUCGGAAGAGGAAAAAUCGAAAAGUAGUGGACGAUUAAUUAUGUAUUUUUCAUUGUUGUUUGUGUUGAAUAUUGCAUUUGGAAAUAUGAGCGUGAAAGCAGUGAAUUUAUUAUUGAGCCAAGUGUUUCGGUCUUCAAUGCCAAUAUUUAUUAUGAUAUCUUCGAUUAUUUUGAAAGUGGGAAAUAGACCAUCACUAAAUGUCAUUUUGACAGUUUUGCCAAUCAUUGUUGGAGUUUAUUUAACAUGUCAACAAGGAAGCAAUGCACAAACAGAAAAGAAAUCAGAUCAAGAAGACGUUAUUAAUUUGACGUCACUCCUGAUUCUCCUCACCGGCAAUAUCAUGUGUGCUCUCAAAACUACUCUAACCAACAAAUAUCUGAAUCAAUAUCAAUUACAUCCAAUUUAUUUAUUGAGCAAAUUAUCCAUGUGGAGUUCUUUUGGAAUGUUUGCAUUGGCAUGUGUGAUUGGAGAAGUGAGCGAUCUCUACAACAACAAUUGGAGCAUUCUUUAUAACUUGAAAACCAUUGCAUUUGUGCUGACAAGUGCAUUUGUUGCGUUUUUAUUGAACCUAUUUAAUUUCCUGGCUAACUCUUCAACUAGUCCUCUGACAAUGGGAAUUUUAGGCCUUCUCCAUCAAAUAAUGACUGUUUAUUUGAGUACCAUCGUUUUUGACACUCCACUUACCUCUACGAACAUUAUUGGAAUUUGUUUGGCAAUGAUUGGCAGUGCUCUCUAUACCUUUAUUCGAUAUUUUCCACCUGCCAUUGUAGUGAUAACGGCAGUGUGUUUAUUAUUUUGCAUAGUGUUGAGCUUGCUCACAGCACCAGAUGAUGUUUCCAAACAUUUACCUGCUCUCUCCGAAACAGGAAUUUAUCCUCCAACAAAGUAUAUAUUUACAGCAUGUUUGGUUCUUCCAUCAGUGUGUUUAUUGAUUGCUUCUUUUUUACAAUACUUUACAAUGAAAGAAAAAUUAUUAUCUAUUGAACAUCAACGUCACACGACUGUUUAUUGUGGAGGAUAUUUUAGAAUGAGCUGGUUGAGUGUAGCGUCAUGCAUAUUUUCUUUUAUUGCUGGUAUUUGUUUACUUGGAUUAGCAAUUGUUCCAAUUAAGAAGGGAGAAAUUCUUAACAUACUCAAAAGCAACACAACAUUGAGCUCGAAUUUUGAUGAUCUAUGGAGCUAUGAAAAUAGAGCAUCUGUAGUAGCUCUUCCUCAUCUGAUGGAUGUUUCAUUGAUAUCGCUGCCCAGUAGUAUUUCUCAAAAUGUUGAUUCGUCAGCAUCCGCAGCUGAUAUGAAUAUUGAUGCCAUCACUGUUGUUCACUUGAUUUUUACAUUUCUAUUUAUGACUACAGCUUUUAUUCAUAUGAUUUUGUCGACAACUUUGCAUGUGAUGUAUGACAAAAAAAUUGCUGCCAACAAGAGAAAACUUCAUCCAUGGAUUAUUGUGAAAAUUUGUUGCAUUGUGACCUUCCUUUUAAUGUGGCCAACGAGUUCCAUCAUUAUCGGAAUGUUUAUUUCAAUAUUUUGCGACAUGCCUCAAAUUCUCGCCGGAAAAUGUGGCCUCUAUCAAAUUGUUGAAUUGUUUUUAGGAGCAUUAAUUCAAUACGGCAUAGUUUCAUCUAUUCUUGUGUUCAUGCUCACUUACUUGCAUGAUCUCAAAGACACCACACUCUCUAUUGGUGUAAAUACUCCAAGCUCAGACAUUAACGCUCGGCUUAAAUGGGCUGUCACUCGAAAGAGAUUUUGA